Molecule: messenger RNA, 915 nt
Organism: Phytophthora infestans T30-4
Lineage: Eukaryota; Oomycota; Peronosporomycetes; Peronosporales; Peronosporaceae
Exons: 4
Coding region: 1-915 (304 amino acids)
Source: RefSeq, a predicted model, not a curated record
AUGGCUUCUCGAGGUAGCCCCUUUGAGCCUCUGAUGCUCACGGACGACGAAGAGAAAGACUGCUACGAUCGCGCCUUUCAAUUGCUGGAGCGGACACUACGCAGUUAUGAUGAGCGAGAUGCUAAGAGCGAUCAAGGUCGCCUUCACCAUUCCAAACUGGACAGCCAUAAGUGGAAGCUACUGAAGACACAAGCGAAUGCGUCGAUGUACGUAUCACGUGGCGACACCACGUCGAAAGACGACGACAUCAGUGGGACGAUUCGAGGCGAGUUGGACGAAGUAAUGCUCGGCUUGAAAGCCAUCGAUGUCAACAGUAUCAGCUUCCGAACGGAGUUGCCUGGCAACCAUCCCGUCGACUGUGCUGUCUUGGCUGAACUACUAGGUGCAAAGGAAGUCGAUCCGUUCCGGUUCCUUGGCGUUACCUGGCUUAUGUACGAGAACAGUUGGCCGGUCAAGGCGAUUAUGCGGCCACGAGACCUCUUGACUCUGACAGCCACUGGAACUAUGACCCGUUCCAACGGUGACCGUAUCGGCUACGAAGUGGUACAGCCCGUGAGGUUCCCACAGUGUCCGCUUUUGUCCGGAGCGGUGCGCAACGACGUGAUGCAUGCUGCGAUCUUCAAGCAACAGGAGCCGGGCAUCGUGGACGUCUACAUCCCUACGUACGUGGAAAGCCAGAGUACGCUUCUUGAUAAAGUAGUCACAAGUGUCACGUGGAAAGCGACACUGGCAUUCUGGGACGCUCGCCGAAAUGAAGAAGUUGCAGUGGAGCAUCGCCAACUGCCGCAUGGAGCGUCAGAAACAGCAACAGUCGACAUCGUCUGCCUGCAAACGCUGCUCAGAACCGCCAACAUUCGGAGCGACGUUGAUGGCGCCGAGCGCCAAGAGGAGAUGACUGGGCGCACGCCAAAGUGA